Messenger RNA from Jaculus jaculus (lesser Egyptian jerboa), 1028 nucleotides. RefSeq names its product ISG15 ubiquitin like modifier (gene Isg15). Gene Ontology annotation, biological process: ubiquitin-dependent protein catabolic process. Gene Ontology annotation, molecular function: polyubiquitin modification-dependent protein binding. Lineage: Eukaryota; Metazoa; Chordata; Mammalia; Rodentia; Dipodidae. The transcript has 2 exons. The coding region runs from base 474 to 950 and encodes 158 amino acids. The record is from RefSeq and is a predicted model, not a curated record. Gene Ontology annotation, cellular component: cytosol.
CCUAUCUAAAUGUGCUGGUAGCUAUCUUCAGGCAGUUUAGGUUGUCACUACCUCAUGCAGCUUUGUAAUUAAUCAUGGUGACGUUUUCCAAGUCAACUAAUUUGCAAACUGUAUAUGGAGAAUACAUUUUUAAUGAUUAUUUUGUUACUAUGAAGUGCUGGAUAUUUAAGGAGUUUCUGAAAGCACAGCCCUGGUUGGGGCCUUGACCUUUGACAGCCAACACCUUCAGAGUUGCGGUUCCUUUUUCAGUCAUUUUGUUUUGUUUUUCUCACUCACUGGGAGCAUGCUUUGGGAAAAGGAAACUGAAACAGAAGGCAGCUCUGACAGUGCAGGCUUGCUGGAGACUCCGCCCCCUGACGGGCAAAGCUCUUAAGAAGGCUGAGCCCAGCCUCUGGCUGUGAGAGCUGCUGGAAGCUGAGAAGCUAGGACCUCCUCAGUCGGUACCUAAAGAGUGCUAGAAUCAGCUCAGAGCCAUGGGCUGGGACCUGAAGGUGAAGAUGCUGGGAGGUAAUGAGUUCCUGGUGCCCCUGAAUAACUCCAUGACAGUGUUGGAACUGAAGAAGCAGAUUGCCCAGAAGAGUGGCGUGCCAGCUUUUCAGCAGCGCCUGGCCCACCCAAGCACUGGUAUGGUGCUACAGGACAACAUUGCUGUCAUCAACCAGGGCCUAAGCCCUGGUGACACAGUCAUGCUAAUGGUGCAGAACUGUAACGGUCCCCUGAGUAUCCUAGUGAGGAACGACAAGGGCCGCAGCUGCAUCUAUGAGGUCCGGCUGACACAAAAGGUGGCAGAGCUCAAGCUGCAGGUGUGCCAGAAAGAGCAGGUACAGGCAGACCUGUUCUGGUUGAGCUUCGAGGGGAGACCCAUGGAGGACCGUCAGCCUCUGGGGGAGUAUGGCCUCAAGGAGAAGUGCACAGUGUACAUGAAUUUACGCUUGCGGGGGGGCGAGUAGAGCUCUGUCUAAGGCACUACCCUCUCCCCCCCCACCCCUUGCUGUCCAGUAUUGGCAAUAAAAAGAGUACAAACAGAA